AUGGCAAACUCAAAAUUCGAAUAUGUGCGCAACUUUGAACAGCAAGACUCACUGCUUCCGAAUACGUGGAUCGUGGUCCGCAUCGAUGGCAGGGGUUUUACAAAGAUGUGUGCCAAGUAUGGCUUCGAGAAGCCGAACGACAGGAGAGCUCUGGAUCUCAUGAACGCGGCCGCCAAGGCCGUCGUCACAGACCUGCCCGAGAUCACAAUCGGAUACGGCAUCAGCGACGAAUACAGCUUUGUAUUUCACAAAUCUUGCAGCCUGUUUGAGCGAAGAGCCAGCAAACUCGUCAGCACCAUUGUUUCCACCUUCACUGCCAACUACGUCUACUCCUGGCCAACAUACUUUCCCGACGACCCCCUCACAUAUCCGCUGCCGACAUUUGACGGGCGCGCCGUGGUGUACCCCAGCGUCCAGAACCUGCGGGACUACCUGAGCUGGCGGCAGGUAGACUGCCACAUCAACAACCUCUACAACACCACCUUUUGGGCUCUGAUACAACUUGGCGGCUUAGACAAUAAAGAGGCCGAAAAGACAUUGGCGGGCACUCUCGCCUCCGACAAGAACGAGAUUUUGUUUUCGCGCUUUCACAUCAACUACAACAACGAGCCGGAGAUGUACAAGAAGGGCAGCGUCAUCUUCCGAGAUUACGAGCUCGUCGACGCGGACAGCAACCAAGUGGCGCAGGAGAUGGACGACCUGGCCGAGCCCGUGCAGCAGUCCAAGACGCAGGCCGAAAAGGACAAGAAGCGGCGCUCCAAGGCGCGGGUCGUGGUGGAGCAUCUAGACAUCAUCAAGGAUGACUUUUGGGACCGUAGACCGUGGAUCCUGUCAGGCAAACCGGGCAAGGCUCCGAAAGAGACGUGA
Molecule: messenger RNA, 867 nt
Organism: Purpureocillium lilacinum
Lineage: Eukaryota; Fungi; Ascomycota; Sordariomycetes; Hypocreales; Ophiocordycipitaceae
Product: tRNA-His guanylyltransferase
Biological process (GO): tRNA modification
Molecular function (GO): magnesium ion binding; tRNA guanylyltransferase activity
Source: RefSeq, a predicted model, not a curated record